AUGGUCAAAAGGAAGCAGCUCAAGGAUGGCGAUGUCGAGAUGGCGGGCACCGAUCCCACCGUCGGGGAAGAAGACAGCGACGAGGAUAUCGACAUGGUGAAUGUGGAAUUUGAAUGGUUCGACCCUCAAGAGGUUGAUUUCCACGGCCUCAAGAACCUUCUUCGACAGCUUUUCGAUGCCGAUUCUCAGAUCUUCGACAUGUCCGCUUUGGCGGACUUGAUAUUGUCGCAGCCGUUGCUGGGUUCGACGGUCAAGGUCGACGGUAAUGAAUCGGAUCCGUAUGCCUUUUUGACCGUUUUGAACCUUCAAGAGCACAAGGAUAAACCCAUCAUCCAAGAAUUGACCACCUACCUCCAGCGCAAGGCCUCGUCCGACGCCUCCCUCUCUCCCUUGUCGACUCUCCUCUCUCAGACCCCCAUCCCUCCUAUCGGUUUGAUCCUUACCGAACGAUUGAUCAACAUGCCGUCCGAAAUCGUCCCCCCGAUGUACAACAUGCUCAUGGAGGAAAUCGCCUGGGCGCUUGAAGACAAGGAACCGUACAACUUUUCACACUACCUGAUCGUGUCCAAGAACUACGAAGAAGUCGAGUCGAAAUUGGACCAGGAGGAUGCGCGCCCCCAGAAGAAAAAGAAGAAGUCUGGCGACAAGGUCGAGCGGUUUUACUUCCACCCUGAAGAUGAGGUGCUGGAGCGGCAUACAGUGUGCUCGGGAGCGUUUGAAUACACGCACAAGCAUGACGACGGCCAUUCCGACUCGAAACGAGCUUUCCAGGAGCUGGGUAUCAAGACCGGUGGAAGUUUGAUGUUGAUUGAGGCUCCCAAGUUUGAGUCCGCUGUGAAAGAUCUUACUUCAUACCUCCAGCCUUCUGUAUAA
Molecule: messenger RNA, 873 nt
Organism: Aspergillus wentii DTO 134E9
Lineage: Eukaryota; Fungi; Ascomycota; Eurotiomycetes; Eurotiales; Aspergillaceae
Product: protein-transporting protein BCP1
Exons: 3
Coding region: 1-873 (290 amino acids)
Cellular component (GO): nucleus
Source: RefSeq, a predicted model, not a curated record